Messenger RNA from Auxenochlorella protothecoides, 558 nucleotides. RefSeq names its product tRNA(adenine(34)) deaminase, chloroplastic. The transcript has 3 exons. Gene Ontology annotation, cellular component: chloroplast. Gene Ontology annotation, biological process: tRNA wobble adenosine to inosine editing. Bases 1 to 558 code for a protein of 185 amino acids. Lineage: Eukaryota; Viridiplantae; Chlorophyta; Trebouxiophyceae; Chlorellales; Chlorellaceae. Gene Ontology annotation, molecular function: tRNA-specific adenosine deaminase activity. The record is from RefSeq and is a predicted model, not a curated record.
AUGGCCCCGAGCCGGCGGGCCUCGCCCGACCACCGGCGCUGCACAUUCGAGGCUGUGCCUCCCGGAUAUGACUCGUGCCCGCCCCUGGAGGCCGGCCUGGACAGCCACUACAUGCGUCUGGCACUCGACCAGGCUCACAAGGCUGCCUCAAAGGGCGAGGUGCCCAUCGGCGCCGUGCUGGCAGCGGCGGACGGCUCCCUGCUGGCCAGCGCCCACAAUGAGGUGGAGGCCACCGGCGACCCCACCGCCCAUGCCGAGAUGCUGUGCCUGCGCCGCGCGGCGGGCGUCGCACCCAGCUGGCGCAUGCCGGCCGCCACGCUAUACGUCACCGUGGAGCCGUGCGCCAUGUGCGCGGGUGGCGCGCUGGCGGCGCGCCUGGCGGCCGUCGUGUACGGCGCGCGCUCCCCGCUCAUGGGCGCCGACGGCUCCUGGGUGCGGGGGGGCGUGCUGGCGGAUGAGUGCCAGCGCCUCAUGGUGGAGUUCUUCCGGGCCCGGAGGCGCGGCGAGGUGCGGGGCCCACCAGGGGCAGGGUCACCGGUGCAAAGGGAGGCGUCCUGA